This is a messenger RNA of Cryptomeria japonica (Japanese cedar), 1530 nucleotides long. RefSeq lists its product as uncharacterized. The transcript is spliced from 3 exons. The coding region runs from base 44 to 1441 and encodes 465 amino acids. The record is from RefSeq and is a predicted model, not a curated record. Gene Ontology annotation, molecular function: protein dimerization activity. Lineage: Eukaryota; Viridiplantae; Streptophyta; Pinopsida; Cupressales; Cupressaceae.
UAAUUACAAUGCAACAAAUUAUGUUGUUGCAGGCAGACUAUUGAUGGAGAGGCGCCCAUCUAUAGUUUGGACUCCAUGUGCCGCCCAUUGCAUUGACCUCAUGUUAGAGGAUAUUGGAAAACUUCCAUGGGUCAAGACAUGUGUAGAAAAGGCAAGAAAUGUGUGCAAAUUUGUAUAUAAUCAUUCAUGGGUGUUGGCUCUUAUGAGACAAUACACAGAGCAUAAGGAGUUAGCUCGUCCAGGAAUCACAAGAUUUGCCACAAACUUCAUCACAUUGCAGUCCAUGCUUCGUUGUAAGAUGGCCUUGAGACGUAUGAUUGUUGGUGAGGAGUGGUCUUCCUCAUCCUAUGCUGCCACCCCAGCAGGGAAAGAUAUGGCAGACUGCAUUUUUGAUGAGCGAGGCUUUUGGAGCCCUUGUGAUGAGAUAGUGAAGUUUGUUAAGCCCUUGGUGGUUUUGUUGCGAGUUGCGGAUGGAGAAAAGCCCGCAAUGGGCUACAUAUAUGAGGGCAUGGAUAGGGCGAAAGAGGGCAUCAAAUCUAUCUAUGCAGGAGAUGAGAGCAAGUAUGGUCCCAUUUGGCAGAUCAUUGAUAAGAGAUGGCAUCAUCAGCUUCAUAGGCCCAUCCAUGCAGCAGCCUAUUAUUUGAAUCCGGCAUUCCAUUUUAGCCCUACUUUCAGGGCUGAUGCGGAGGUCCUUGAUGGGCUAUACUCAGUCAUGGAGAAGAUGGCACCUGUUGGUUGUACUCAGACAGAUCUUAUGCGAGAGCUACAGUUGUUCUCAAAUGCACAAGGGGAGACCUUUUCUCGUCCUAUCGCCAAAGAAAGUAGGACAACUAUGAUGCCAGAUAAUUGGUGGAGCUUUUUUGGCCCAACGACACCAAAUCUUCAGAAGUUGGCCAUUCGCAUCUUGAGCCAACCAUGCAGUGCAUCUGGUUGUGAGCGCAAUUGGAGUAUGUUUGAGCACAUACACUCCAAGAGGCGCAAUAGAUUAUCCGUGGAGAAGAUGAAUGAUCUUAUCUUUGUUCACUACAACCUCCGCCUGAGAAUGAGAAAGAAUGCAUUAGCUGACAUCUCUCCUAUCAUUCUAGAUGAGGUUGAUCCUGAGGCAGAGUGGGCCAUUGAGACAGAUCCUGUGGCUGUCUUUAGUGAUGAUGACACUGAUUGGAUCGACCAGGUAGAUAUAGAGGCUGAGGCUGUAGCCAUGGCAGAGGAGGAGCAGAGAGCACGAGCAGAGAGAGGAGAUUCAGAGGCAGAUGGUGAUAGUGACACAGAUGGUGACAGUGACACAGAUGUUCCUGAUGUUGGUGAGCAUGGCGUGGUGUCACGAGGAGCGGCUAUGGCUGCCCAAUCAUCUAUGACCUACCUUAGACGCCUUCGUAGGGGGCCGGGGCCUUCAUCGGAGCCAACGUCGGGGCCGGAGGGUGCAGACUCCUCUGCGCCAUAGGCUUGUAGAUGUAUUUACCUUUGUUAUUUGUAUGGAACAUUUGAUGAUGAUCAUAUGAUGACAUGGAUUUUUUAUUCCAUGAGUUUUGU